AUGCCUAAUUUAAAAGGAUCAAUUGAAAAUUUACGUCGUCAGUUACGUGCACUUCGAUUUAAUUAUGAAGUCAAUUUUCAAGGAAUGGUUCUAGGACAACCAUCUGCAUUCGUAGAAUUUUAUCGUCAUUUACUCUGUGAUUACAAUGCAAAGCUCACUAGUCAUUUGGUUGAACGUGGAUUUGGAAUGCUUGGUACAACUGACAACAGAUUUAUGGAAGUUUUUUAUCGUAUCCUCCGAGAUGUUAUUUCCUUUCGCCCUCCUGUUAAUUUAACUCAAUUCUUUAUGACUGGAUUCGCCGAACGUAAAAUUGAAAUGGCAACUACUGUUGCUCUUCGUAUAGGAUCUUUAAUUCAGCGAUCGCUUGUUAGUCGAGAAAAAACUGGCAUACAAAAUGGUCAACACCAUCAUCGAAAUCAACUUCUUAAUCAUCCUAAACCUAAUUCAACUAGUGUAUUUCAUUCUGAGCUACCUUUAGUACUUCCUGGAGUGUCAUAUCAUCGAUCAGUUGAACGAAGUGUUCGGAGUACAGAAAAUUUAUCAAUCUGUCAGUGUCCACAAGAAUCUUAUAAUCGUUGUUCCAAUCAGUCAAGUGUAAAAGUGACGAAACUAAGCAAGAUAGAACCUUUGUGCAGUGGUAAUUAUUUACGCGAUGAAUAUGAUAGAAUGCCUAAUUAUGCAUUGAGAAGUAACUAUGAUCAGUAUAAACGUGCAUACCACCCAUUGAACAGUAAUCCACGUGUUUGCGUCUACAGUACUCUACAUAAUAAUUGCAUAAGAUUACCUGAUGGCAAAUAUACUACACCGACUAGUAAGAUAAAUACACUGUCAACAAUGCCUCCUACAAAGCAAUCCAAUAGUGUAAACAAUACAAAACAAUUUUCAAAAGAUAAUUACUCUGCAUUGUUAACAUCAUCAUCAUCUCAAAAAUAUUGGAAUCCAAAUGACCAUUUAUUAUCAAAUGAUGGUAAUGUUCGAGCAACAAAUCACAAUGAGUCCUCUUUUAUACAUUAUGAAAGCAUUCGUAAUAUUAUGAAUUCAUUAGUUCAGUUAACUGGUAAAGUUGAUUGUAUGCUUGAUCGAAUGAAUAAAAUGGAGUAUAAAUUAACAAAUGUUGAAACAGGAUACAUGUUUAAUCGAUCAAGAACUUAUGGUGGACCUACUGUUGAUUCCAACCGACGUAAUAUGGAUUUGGGUGAUUUUUGUGGUACCGAUAGUGUUGUUGAACGUAAAAUACUUCCAAAUGUAACAGGUGAACAGAAUCUUUUAUCUAUGAAGACGGCUGAUUCCUUCUCAGUAACUCCUGUUAGUUCUACAUUGAAUACAUUCAGUGGAACACAGUUUACAAGUACAACUGGGACAACAACUUCAGCCUCAUUUCUUACAACAAAAACAUUAAACUCUUGUAGUGUUACAUGUGCAGAACGUCAUGUUUUCGGCGAUGCGAAUCAUGGAACAUCUGAAUCUUUCUACUCGAAACCUAAAUACUUUACUUCAACAAAACUGAAUAUACAAGAGAACAAUCCAACUUCUUGUAAAAACGCAGCAGAAAAGAUUCAAAGUUAUACUGCGAAAACUGCUGCACAAGAUUCUCUCGAUGAUCAACCUAUCAAAAUUGCUCCGAUUAUAGUCAGCCCACUUCCUGAUUCACAUAAUUUCAAUGAAAAUUGUCGUGAUAUAUCAAGUCGGCGCGAAACUUCUGAUUUAGUUCAAUUGAAAUACGUUGAUCCUUUGAAGACUAAAAAUCAAUUUUGCGAUUCACGUGUUACAAGUACUUCAUUGGUUGACUUAGAUUUAAAAUCUGAGAUCAAAUCUCCUUCGGUUGUCCGCAGUAAUAAUUCAGCGCUUGCUUAUUACCCAUGUCCUAAUUCUAUUGAUUAUUCUGUCAGCAAUGAAUCAUCGGAUCCAGUUGAUUAUAAAGUUACACCAUCAUCAUCAUCAUCCUUCAGUCUAUCACGUAAACCUGAUAAAACAAAAUCAUCAGCUACUGAAAAAGCACAGAACUCCUAUCGAGCUCAAGUAGAACGUAUUACUAAUAUGCUUGCUGAAACUCAAAAUCUCCUCCAAGAACGUUCGUCUAGUAAACUGAAUGAAUUAGCUAUAGAAAACAGUGAUAAUAUUAUUGAUUAUAAUAACGGCAACAACAGUAAUGCAGUUGCUCUUAAAGCUUAA
Heterobilharzia americana is the source of this 2172-nucleotide messenger RNA. NCBI's taxonomy places the organism in Eukaryota, Metazoa, Platyhelminthes, Trematoda, Strigeidida, Schistosomatidae. The record is from the annotation of a GenBank genome assembly.